GUGUCAGUGGUGCUAUCUUCGUUCUUUGCACUCCUGUUUACGACGAGCACCUCAGCAAGAGCAGCUGCAGCAGCGGAGCAAGCAAGGGGCACCUGGUGUCAUGACCAGGGAAAGAGGCCAAGACCGCCAGGGAGGAUGCUGUGCAAACUACCUGACCUCUGCAAAAUUCCUCCUCUACCUUGGUCAUUCUCUCUCUACGUGGGGAGAUCGGAUGUGGCACUUUGCCGUGUCUGUGUUCCUGGUAGAGCUCUAUGGAAACAGCCUCCUCCUGACAGCAGUCUAUGGCCUGGUCGUAGCGGGCUCUGUUCUGCUCCUGGGAGCCAUCAUCGGCGAUUGGGUGGAUAAGAACGCCAGACUUAAAGUGGCUCAGACUUCACUGGUGGUGCAGAACGUUUCAGUCAUCCUGUGUGGCAUCAUCCUGAUGAUGGUUUUCUUACAUAAAAAUGAGCUUCUGACCAUAUACCAUGGAUGGAUUCUUACUUCCUGCUAUAUCCUGAUCAUCACUAUUGCCAACAUUGCUAAUUUGGCCAGCACUGCUACAGCAAUCACUAUCCAAAGGGACUGGAUUGUUGUUGUUGCAGGAGGAGACAGAAGCAAAUUAGCAGACAUGAAUGCUACAAUCCGAAGAAUCGAUCAGUUAACCAACAUCUUGGCCCCCAUGGCCGUUGGCCAGAUCAUGACAUUUGGCUCCCCAGUUAUUGGCUGUGGUUUCAUUUCGGGAUGGAAUCUGGUGUCCAUGUGUGUCGAGUACUUUCUGCUCUGGAAGGUUUACCAGAAAACCCCUGCUCUCGCUGUGAAAGCUGCUCUGAAAGUAGAGGAAGCUGAAUUGAAGCAGCUGAAUUUACACAAAGACACUGAGCCAAAAACCCUGGAGGGAACUCAUCUAAUGGGUGAGAAAGACCCUAACAUCCGUGAGCUUGAACCUGAGCAAGAGCCCACCUGUGCCUCCCAGAUGGCUGAGCCCUUCCGCACCUUCCGAGACGGAUGGGUCUCCUACUACAACCAGCCCGUGUUUCUGGCGGGCAUGGGUCUUGCUUUCCUUUAUAUGACUGUCCUGGGCUUUGACUGCAUCACCACAGGGUACGCCUACACUCAGGGGCUGAGUGGCUCCGUCCUCAGUAUUUUGAUGGGAGCAUCAGCUAUAACUGGAAUAAUGGGAACCGUGGCUUUCACCUGGCUGCGUCGAAAAUGUGGCCUGGUUCGCACUGGUCUGAUCUCAGGACUGGCACAGCUUUCCUGUUUGAUCUUGUGUGUGAUCUCCGUGUUCAUGCCUGGAAGUCCUUUGGACUUGUCUGUGUCUCCCUUUGAAGAUAUCCGUUCUAGGUUCAUUCAGGGAGAACCACUGUCCACUACAACCGAAAUACCCAAAGCCAUCUUUACAACUGAAACUCUUCUGUCGAACGGGUCUAAUCCUGCUAAUACUGUCCCAGAGGUGACUAGCCAUUCUGUUCCUCUCAUCUCCGUCAGUCUGCUGUUUGCAGGCGUGAUUGCUGCUAGAGUUGGUCUUUGGUCCUUUGAUUUAACUGUGACACAGUUGUUGCAAGAAAAUGUAAUUGAAUCUGAAAGAGGCAUUAUCAAUGGUGUACAGAACUCCAUGAAUUAUCUUCUUGAUCUUCUGCAUUUCAUCAUGGUCAUCCUGGCUCCGAAUCCUGAAGCUUUUGGCUUGCUCGUAUUGAUUUCAGUCUCCUUUGUGGCAAUGGGCCACAUCAUGUAUUUCCGAUUUGCCCAAAAGACUCUGGGCAAUCAGCUGUUUGUUUGUGGUCCUGAUGAAAAAGAGGUUGCGAAUGAAAACCAAACAGAUUCAUCUGUUGUAUAAGACAGUGUAACUGUGACUAUCCCUGUUACUAGAUCGCAUAGAGCACAUGUGUUCAUUUUGUACUUCAAAAUUCCAGUAAAGAGCUGGGUGUUUUGCUCUGGUUUUACCACAGUUGAGCCUUGAGGGCUGGCUACAAGCUGUUUAGGAACCAAAGUCAGCAGAAAUGACCUGGUUAAUUACCCUUACAUUUAAGUAUGGAUAAAGAAGAAAAACUCCAUUUAUAUACGGAGCCUAUAAUGGUAACACUGAAUUCUCAUAUUUCUUCUGAGUAGACAAAAUUUCACAUUAACUAGUAGUUAGUGAUGCAAAUUACAUUAUCCUUAGGCAGAUAUUUAUUAUCUGUACUAGAAUUUAGAAAUAUUACUUUUCCCUAAAACUCACUCUCGUUAAAGUCUGGAGAAUUUACUUUUAUUCAUCUUAUUCUCAGUUAUUAAAAGGCAAGUAAGUUCUUCUCCAAAUAUGAAGAUUGAAGUUUAGUAACCAGUAUUAUCCUUAUUGCUCCUAUUGAUCUUCAGAGACUUAAUGUAUGUGAAAAAAUGAAAUACUUAACGACAGUUCUCUAAUAAGGCUCCUGGUUUAACCUAUGAGAGCACCUUUGCAUUUUUAUUAUCAAGUAGGCCAAAAUAUUGUACUAAGCAUAUGUAGCACUUCAUAUAAUGGCUAUAUGUAAGCUGCAGGUAGAAGUCAAGCUAUAGACUUAUAUAACAGUGAAUGCAAAAGGACUUCAAAUGUGUCAGUAGGUUGCCAUAGAAGCAAAAGCUAAAAGCUACACAGAAAGGAGAGCUCCUCAUUGAACUCGUGCCACUAUCAGUUAGUGGGCUCUGUCUAAGAGUCUGAGAGAGUAUGCCUUCAGCCUGGCAAGUUACAUGUGGAAAGAUAGCCCACACUUGGAAAGGUUUUGUUUUAGAAAUCACUUGAUUUGCUUUCAGCACACUUGGGCAGAGCAUUUUUACCCUUAUUGUUCUAUGCCCAGGAAUUCUCUCUACAUCAUUCUAGAGCAAGAAUGUUCAUGAAACCAUCCCUUUCAGAUGCCUCUGAGUAGAGGGGGGGAUAAAGAACAUUUGUAUAUAUUUUUAAAAACUGUUUUACAAGUCAUUUUGCAACAUGCCAGUACCAACAUGGUACUAUGCCUUAACUGUUUAUGCACUUUCAUGGAGACUGCAAUACGUUGCUAUGAGCACUUUCUUUACCCUUGAAGUUUAAUCUUUUUCUUCAUCUUUCUACAGUAUGGCAAUGAUUUGCUAUGUUAUAAAAUCUUUGUAAUAUUUCUACAUAAAUGUAUUUUAAAAAUCUUAA
Oryctolagus cuniculus (rabbit) is the source of this 3112-nucleotide messenger RNA. RefSeq names its product solute carrier family 40 member 1 (gene SLC40A1). Gene Ontology annotation, cellular component: basolateral plasma membrane. Lineage: Eukaryota; Metazoa; Chordata; Mammalia; Lagomorpha; Leporidae. Gene Ontology annotation, biological process: iron ion transmembrane transport. Gene Ontology annotation, molecular function: iron ion transmembrane transporter activity; peptide hormone binding. The record is from RefSeq and is a predicted model, not a curated record.